UGAAUAGAUGGAGUCAUAUUACUUAUUUUAUUGAGCGUCGUGUUUUUUAAUAUUUGAUUUAAACUUCUCCUCGCUAUUUAAUAUUCACACAUAGUAGCUUAUUCUUGUCAGAGAUAUUCUUGCAGCAGGAACAGAUGUCGUAAAUGUAUGAAUUAACCAGGAAGAGAGUCGGCAAGGUUUGCUGGCACAUUUCCAAAUAGAAGAACAGGUCUGCGUUUGUGCCAUACUACAAUCGCCUGCGAGCCUUGGACUUCUCGCUACGAAACACAUCUCAAGCCAGCGCUGGUUUUAUCAUAAAGGUUAUCACGAGAAGCGAGCUUCUUCACACCACAGAGACUGAAGUGAUCCCCGCGUUGCCAUGUCUUUGUCAGGAUGAGUAAUCAGGAGUACGGGGGCUGGCGCCUGUCAGAACUGGAAGAGGAGGAAGAUGAGGAUGAGGAGCCAAAGGUGUGCCAAGUGUGUGGAGACCGGGCGACUGGGUACCACUUCAAUGCCCUGAGCUGCGAAGGCUGCAAGGGCUUCUUCAGGCGAGCCAUGAAGCGGCCGGCGACGUUCCGCUGCCCGUUCCAGAACGCCUGCGCCAUCACCAAGAGCAACCGCCGCCAGUGCCAGGCCUGCCGCCUGCGCAAGUGCCAGGCCAUCGGCAUGCUGAAGGAGCUGAUCAUGUCGGACGAGGAGGUGGAGAAGCGGCGGAGGCUGAUCCGGGUGAAGCGGACGCAGGUGGAGCAGACGAUCCUCACGCCUGAGCAGGAGGCCAUCAUCCAGGAGCUGCUGGAGGCGCAGCGACAGACCUUCGACAUCACCUUCUCCUGCUUCAAACACUUCCGGCCUCUCGACCGGACGCUCUCCUCCUCGAUGGCCGAGUUCCUGCACCCGGCGCCUGAGACGGCGCCAGGAGGUAACGAUCUCCCAUCUUCAUCCUCCUCCUCCUCCUCCUCUUCCUCCUCAGAGCAGGGAGGAGGGCAGGACAAGAUGUUCUCCUCGCUGCCCCACAUCGCCGACCUCAGCACCUACAUGAUCCAGCAGAUCAUCGACUUCGCCAAGAUACUCCACUCCUUCAGGGAACUGUCCAUAGAGGAUCAGAUCUCUCUGCUGAAGGGCGCGACCUUCGAGGUGUGCCAGAUGCGCUUCAACAUGCUGUUCAACGUGAAGACGGGGAUCUGGGAGUGCGGCCCGCUGAUGUACUGCAUGGACGACGCGGCUCGCGCGGGCUUCCAGCGCCACCUGCUGGACCCGUUGAUGAAGUUCCACUACACCCUGCGGAAGCUUGGUCUGAACGAGUCAGAAUACGUGCUGAUGCAGGGCAUCUCCCUCUUCUCCCCAGACCGACCCGGCGUGACCCAUCACGGGAUGAUUGACAGGCACCAGGAGACCCUGGCGCUCACCCUGAAGGCGUACAUCGACACCAAGAGAACGGCACCGGAGAAGGACCUCCUGUACCCCAGGAUCAUGGCCUGCCUGACCGAGCUGCGCAGUAUGAAUGAGGAGUACACCAAGCAGCUGCUGCAGAUCCAGGACAUCCAGCCCGACGCCUCACCGCUAAUGAUGGAGGUGGUCAGGAAGGACAUCUGACACACACACACACACACA
This is a messenger RNA of Anguilla anguilla (European eel), 1590 nucleotides long. It is a transcript of the gene nr1i2, whose product is annotated as nuclear receptor subfamily 1, group I, member 2. The transcript is spliced from 10 exons. Bases 373 to 1572 code for a protein of 399 amino acids. Gene Ontology annotation, biological process: positive regulation of transcription by RNA polymerase II; cell differentiation; negative regulation of transcription by RNA polymerase II. The record is from RefSeq and is a predicted model, not a curated record. NCBI's taxonomy places the organism in Eukaryota, Metazoa, Chordata, Actinopteri, Anguilliformes, Anguillidae. Gene Ontology annotation, molecular function: zinc ion binding; nuclear receptor activity; RNA polymerase II cis-regulatory region sequence-specific DNA binding.